Dermacentor andersoni is the source of this 7650-nucleotide messenger RNA. RefSeq lists its product as uncharacterized. The record is from RefSeq and is a predicted model, not a curated record. Lineage: Eukaryota; Metazoa; Arthropoda; Arachnida; Ixodida; Ixodidae.
CCGAUAUCUGUGACGCGUCGUAGAUUCAUUUGCGUGCACCCUGUGGGAACGGUGUGUAUCCACGAUAUGCGAUGCAUCGUGAGGCAGCUCUUGUUCUCGUCCUCUUCGCUCUGAAGAUCUCGCAGCUCGCAUCUGGGCUACGCGGUCCUGGAGGGUGCGAGAGCUUGGUGCGUGCCCUGGGUCCCGAUGCACGGUCGUUGCGGCCAUACCUGCAGAGGCAUCUGUCCGUGCCCGGGGUGGCCAUGCGCGAGGACCUGUUCGAGUGCCUGCUCGACGAGCUGCCCCGGUGGCCGGCCGCGCAGUUGGGCGCAGACCUGGGACGCAUCGCGCAGCUCGCCGAGAGGUCCACGCCCGCGGACGGGCCGGCUCAGGCCCAGAUGCUGCGGCUGCUGUGGUCGGCACCGGCGCAGAGGCUUCCCGGGGACGUGGCCCGGCGCGCCAGGGCCGCGGGACGCGCGCUGCUGGGCCGCGCCACCUUGCCGGAGCCUGUGGUGCGCCGCUACGAGGCCCUGUUCGAGGACGGCCGCCGGUCGGCCGAAGCCCGCGACGUGGCGCGCUUGCUGGCUGAGCACGCGUUCGACUGUCGCCACGCGCCGCCCGGGGACUCGGAACUGGACCGGCUGCCGGCCACGUCGGCCCGCCAUGCGCUCGCCAUCCUGAGUCACUUCGCGCGGUCGCGCUCGUGCGCCGGCUCGACGCUGAUGCCAUUGCCCGACGAGGCGUCGGCCGGCCAGCUUGUGUGGCAGGCGGCGACCCUCUUCGACCACGGCUACCCAAAGUCGCUGGGCUUGCAGGAGUCUGAAGCAGCCGACUACUCGCGGGCGCGCACGCUCGAGAAGGAGCGCGCAUACAACGACAUGCUACGCUUCGUGCGCGAAUCGAUGAGAAACGCCAGCCUCUCCUCACUGUCCAUCGAGUUGCUGCUAAAGAUCGGCAUAGACGUGGCUAGCAACUGCCAACCGCCGGGCAGCACCGUGUCGCUUAUCCGCGGCAUCGUCACCGAGCUCCAGCGCCGCGGAGGAAUCAGCCCGGAAAACAAUCGAGUGUUUAGCCACCUACUCACCUCGUUUCAGCGCCAGAAGAACUGCACCAAGGUCAGCAUUAGGGACCUAAUCAACGCACACGACUACCUCGUUCCUCAGCUACUGGAAGAUUUUCAGAAGAGCGUCCUUUUUGAGUCUCCAAGUGUCCGCGCCUACCUCGUGACGGAGCUCAGCAUUUACGCAAAAAUGGCGCAUCAAAUCCCUGCCGAACGUCGGGUUGCUCUUCUCGGUGUCGCCACGGCUCUGCUUACAAUUAGUUGGCCACCUGGCAAAGUUCUUGACCUCCUUAUCGACAGCGCGUCGCUCCUCCAGUUCGGUAGCAUAAGUAGGCAGAUGGCCCGCAAAAUGAUACCAGCGUUGCUUCGCAUUCACACUAGGCCGUACUAUGAAUGGCUUUCACCGAAGCGAAAGUCCUACCUAUAUUUGACGCUCUUGCGACUGAUUGAGCAGCUCGAUAAGAUGGAUGACAGUAUACUUGUGGCCAUUGAAACCGUCGUUGCCAGUCCAUGCGAAAAGCUAAACCUUGUCAGUGUUUUGUUCCGCAUGCUUGAGACUCCAACUGUUAGUAGUAAAGCAUUCUCUUACAUCGAAUGUCUCAUACUCUACUUGCUAAAAGUUCCGCGAUGGUUCAAGAUCGACUGGAGCGUUAUAAUCAUACCUCCAGCACCAAAUGGCCCUUGUCAUCCGGGAACAUGGCACAGCACAACCGGUACGACGGAAUUAUCGGUAGAAACUACACCAAAAAUAACUUUUACAGAAACACCAUCGAGUGGGAUAGAAGAAACAUCCACGCCAGGAAAAGAGCUGACCACCAGGAAGACAACAGCGUACGGCACAACCACCCCGACAGAGUCGGCAACUACAGAAAUAGAAACAACUACGGAGACAUCGCCAGAAGUGUCAACAAGACCUUCGUUUGGCGAAACAACGUCAAAAGAAACCACAGUGACGCCUUCUUCCGGGAUAUCAACAUAUGAAACGACAGGUACCAGCACUAUGGAGACAGAACUUAGUACCACCAUUGCCACAAGCACGCCAACCGGAUAUAUGCAAACUACAGGUUCCGCCACGGUAACACCAACAUCUAUGGAAACGUCGACUACAGCCUCGAACACAGUUCCCACCACAGAAAUGACCGCAACAACCACGCCGAGCACAUCAGAAACUCUUACAGGAACUCCAUUUUCGGAGACCACAUCCACCAUUACGGGUUCAGAAACAACAGCUACUAGCACUACAGAGCAAACAAUGUCGCAAACGCCGUCGACAGAAACAACAAGAUUAUCGACAACUGAAACUCCAGAAUUCUCUACUUCAAUCGAAACAACCGCUGCGACAAAAUUCUCAACGCUUACAACCACGUCGACAGAACGUACGGCCAUGACAACCGAGCUGUCUAGCGAAACUCCGACUAUGACACCUGCGAUCGAGACUACAACAUCUGGGUCGACAACUUAUACAUCGACACCUGCAGCAACCGAGUCGACAGAGACAACUUCUAUGGCUUUUACUACGACGGAAACACCCUCAGCAAGCCAGUCCACACUGACAACAUUCACAGUAUCCACAGCGACGACUUCUUAUGAAGCCACGACUGCAACGGAAUCCGCGACCACUACAUUUGAGACUCCGACGUCUACACCUUCGCUUGAGACAACCACAUCUACUGAAACCACCCUUGUUACUACUGGUACUCCUGCGGGGACUCCUUCAACUUGGGCAACAUCAACUGCAAUCACAACUGAAAGUGUAACAGCAACUCCUUCAGUGGGGACAACACCUGAAGAAUCGAGUACAACCUCAACGACCACUGAAACACCCACAGGCUCUUAUUCUACAAUCAUGACUACUUCUACAGGAUCUACCAUUGUAUGGACAUCAAACGAGACUCCCUCCGAAAGUUACUCGACAAGAACUACGACUUCAAAUGAGACUCCAUCGGAAACUUUCUCGACUGCAACGACGACUUCUAUGUCGACGGAGACCUCUUCGCAAUCGUACUCGACUGCAACGACGACUUCCACGUCGACGGAGAUUCCUUCAGAAAGUUAUUCAACAGUAACGACGACGUCGACAACGGAAACGCCCUCAGAAAGUUAUUCGACGAUGACGACGACUUCGACCUCGACGGAGACUCCCUCCGAAAGCUACUCCACAGCAACAACGACGUCGACAUCUACCACGACACCCUCAGAGAUUUACUCGACAGCAACAACGACAUCAGCAACAGAGACGCCAUCUGACAAAUUUUCAACAAUGACAAAGACUUUGACAUCGACGGAAACUCCCUCCGAAAGUUACUCGACUGUGACAACGACAUCGACAUCAACCGAGACUCCAUCCGAGAGUUACUCAACUGUGACAACCACGUCGACAUCAACCGAGACUCCCUCCAAGAGUUACUCAACGAUGACGACAUCAACAUCAACCGAGACUCCCUCCGAGAGUUACUCAACUGUGACAACGACAUCGACAUCAACCGAGACUCCCUCCGAGAGUUACUCAACUGUGACAACCGCAUCGACAUCAACCGAGACUCCCUCCGAAAGUUACUCAACUGUGACAACGACGUCAACCGAGACUCCCUCCGAGAGUUACUCAACUGUGACAACGACAUCGACGUCAACCGAGACUCCCUCCGAGAGUUAUUCAAAAGAAACUACGACUUCAACGGGGUCUACUACAGCGCUCAUUGAGUCGACCAGUGUUACGGUGUCCACAUAUGGCACCACAACUGAAACACCUGCAGGUACACCUUCAACUGAGACAACGACUACGAGUACAGUUGUCAAGACAUCAACCGAAACACCUACAGAAACCCCUUCGGUAGAGACCACAACGGUGGCGGAAUCUACUACGACUUUAACAUCGAUCCAGACACCAACGGGAGGUUAUUCAUUAGAGACUACCAGUACUACGGGUCAAGAGACAAUCACGCCAGCAACGGAGACUUCGACCAGCGUGACGCACCCGCAACAGACAAUCACGCCAGCAACGGAGACUUCGACCGGCGUAACGCACCCGCAGCAGACAAUCACGCCAGCAACGGAGACUUCGACCGGCGUGACGCACCGGCAACAGACAAUCACGCCUGCAACGGAGACUUCGACCAGCGUGACGCACCUGCAACAGACAAUCACGCCAGCAACGGAGACUUCGACCAGCGUGACGCACCCGCAACAGACAAUCACGCCAGCAACGGAGACUUCGACCAGCGUGACGCACCCGCAACAGACUAGAGUGCCACCGCGGCCAGACAAUAGGGAGAACGACACAACCACGCCGACUGGUUUCCGCAGCACCAUCGUAACUACGGACAACAUUCUAUCAAUGGGUACCACGGUCGUGACUCUACCUACUCCGACACCAGCUCAACACACGUUCACGGUCCCGCCGUUUCCCGAAAGUGCUACGGUAAAGUUCAACAUAGAGAAAAUAUCGCAUCAUAUAACCCACACAAAUGAGUCUACUGGUAACAUUCUAAAACUCAUAGAGACUAUAUCAAAUUGGUCGCACCCAAAAGAUAUCCCCAAUAUCAUCGAAGGAGCACACAACAUUACCGUUGGUCACCCUGAAAUUGAGCGAGCAGUGGAUGAGAGGCUCAUUCAAAUAAUUGUGAAAGCUUUGACUGCUGAGCAACUUCGAGGAAUAACUACCGACAGAACCGAACGCUUGGUAUUGGAACUCUACAGGAUACUUAAAACUGGGGUAAGAAUUGACUUGACCAUCCUAAGAAGUAUCCUCACGCUGAAGAUGACGGCUACACUUCGAGAAAAUAUCAUUUCAAGCCUGGUCAACAGAACAUACCAUGGGCCUACGCAAGAAGUCCACAAAGUGUUAGAGAUUCUACUGCCGUACCUAGCAGUGCAUCAUGUUUCCACGCUCACAACGAAGGAGUUCAUCCAUUUGUUGGUUCAGUACGUACAGACAACCAAUAGGAGUAGCAUUGACGGCGAUCUGAGGCAUUUCUUGAUCGAAAUAUUGGAAGAAAUCACAAGAAAUCCCAAAGUGCCGGAAAAGCAAAAACAACGUCUGAUUGCUAUAUUGGAAAUGCUCUUGAAAGAGUUACCUGCACCCCGCACAAAUUUCAGUGCAAUUCAUAAGUACCUGCAAAAUCCAAAGGCUCCCCUACCAUACACACUUUUACUCUCGAUACAACCGAACCCUCGUGGUACUGCACCCGGUUCUCCAGCCACAAUACAAGCGUUAGCGUCGGUCGUCAAAGAAUCCGCCGGAAACCCGGUAGUAGUCGGAAACGUAGUUUCCUUGCUCCUCAGGUUAAUAAGCACAAACAACGUUCCGAGACUACAGAUAGGGCCACUGCUUACCAGCCUCAACAAAAUUGUUCAUCGAAGAGACCUCAUCGCGCCCCACUUGCGAAUGAUCGCUCUAACAGACUCUCUCAUUCUAUAUGGCAACGACGGCUUCCAAUAUUUGUCACCUACUGCGCGCUCUACUGUCCUGACGACCCUGGUUUCUUUGUUGAGCGGACGUGUAGACGAUUAUCUGGUUACACGUCUGCUCAGUUUCAAGCCGCCCAACCAUAAACCAGGACGGACGUUCGAAACCUUGCGCAAGGAUGUGGAUAGCGUGAAACCCAAUGGUCCUGUUGAAGGCUUAACGGCAGUAAAGCAGAUUCUGCUAGUUUUAGGGUCCAUUACUGCCAGCAAACCUUCUUUGCCUGCGAACUUGCAUGAUAUAGCUGUAAAGUUGAACUCCCAUCCUCCCGAAGAGUCAAAAUAUCCACGCUCUAUACAAUACAUAAUUGCCAGCCUACUUAAGAAGACUCCUGUGCAGCUGUCAGCAAUUCCAAAAAGCGCCAUGACACCUCUGUCAUACGUUCACUGGCCGACGUAUGAGUUACCACCUGACUUGGUUGACAACAUUGCAAAAGAAGUCGAAGAUCGUGAUUACAAAAUCACCCAUCUUACGAAAGAGCUGUCGCUUGACCUUGUAUCGCCUGCUCUCGAUCCUACCGUUCGAGGUAACUUACUGGUAGUAGCCAUGCGUCUGCUCACGACUGAUCAGAUGACUGUCACUCUCGCUCAGCAAUUACUUCGCGCCAUUCACGCCGCAGUUACGCUGGUUCCCUCGUUGUGGCCAAGAAACAGCCUACUGCUCCUUCAGGACAUUCCAACAGCGAUAACAAGGCCAAUCAUCCGAUCUCUCCCACCUAUACAGACAGCGAUACUUCCUUCACUAUUGCACCACAUGAUAAACAGGGCUCAGCAUAUUCCAAAACCCAUCCUCGAUACACUAAUUAAGUUCGCGCCAAGCCAGGACUAUGCAGUGGAAAUAGUUACGGAUAUUAUCUCAGCGCUACUGAAACACAGCGACGUCCACGAGCAAGCUAACCUUAGCAUGAAACUUGUCAAAGUGUUAGAUGAGAGAGCUGGGACGAGUGCGUUGCCCAUUAAAGAAGUAGCCGACUUGCUGACACACUUUAGAAAUCGCCUCUCACGAUUGGUCAAGGGCACUCCCGAGUUGAAGCCAGUCAUCAAGUACAUAAACGAGGUGCUACGCAGACUCCAGAGCGAGCCUUUAAGCGCGUUGCGAAACCUCAAAAAGUACCUCAGGACACUGCCAGGUCCUGCGCCAGUCGAACUUGUGCGCAGCAUAUUUGAAGACUUCCCCAGCUGGACGCCGAACGACCUUCAGACGGUAGUUGGCCUGGUGCGGGAUGCGCUCAUUGCGGCCCGGAGUCGUGAACCUGAAGUGGUGGGCAGCGUCGCUGCAGUGGCCAUGCGUCUGCUCCGCCUCUACAACUAUACGGACGGCACCGAGAAACGCCUCGUCGACGUCAUCGAUCGGGUGCCCGUGCGCGGCGACAUUAUCCCACAGCCACUCAAGCUCGUCCUAGUCAACGACAUCCUCUUUGUUCUCGCCACAAAGGUGACGCAAAAGUCCGAGAGCAACGUGAACGUGCAGACAUUGCUGCGGCUGCUGGACACGGUGCUGCGCGGCGGAGCCUUGCCUACGGGCACGGCGAGCGUCGAGGGCCACUUCAUCAAGGCUGUGGCCGCCUUCGUGGACAACAAGUUCGCGCUGCGCAAGGUGACGCGCGAGUUGCGUGUGCGCAUUGCCGACCUGCUGCGCCGGCUCGAUCUUCAGCAGUACAUCCCGCUCGAGAUCGUUGUCAAGAUCGACAAGCAACUUCGCAAGGAGAUGUGGACGGUGAUCCGCAAGGUGCACACGACAACCGAGGAGCGCUCGAUUACGCAGUUCCUGCAGUACCUCAGGACAGCAAACCGGGACGAGAUCGUGCGCAUGGACGAGGGCAGCAUGCGAAACUUGCCCAAAGUGAUGCUGCCGCUGCCGCCGCGCGCGCUUCGCAACGUCAUCGCCGGCGUAGAAGAUGUGUUGAAAUUCAACCACGAGAUCAUCCACCGCGACCUGGCCCGCCAGCUCCUCACGAUUGUACAGACGGCCAUCAGUAGCACUAUGUUCCCGGCAACGUUGCUUCCCCGCAGCAAGAUCGUUAUGGACGCGCUCAAGCGAGACAUCCGGCACGAGAGCGCCAGGGGCGGUUUCUAUCCGCCCGCCAUGUAAAGACUGCGCGUGGCUCAUUGGUGCUUGCCACACAAUAAAAAAAAAAGAGUGUGCCACA